AUGGAAGUCCUGACAGCCAUCGAGGGGUGUGAAGACACUCGGCUGAAGGCCCGCUUCCUGAAAGCUAUUUCCUUGGUGUCCCGCGCCCUUGACCUGUAUGGGACCCGGGGGGUGGCAUUCAGCUUCAAUGGAGGCAAGGACAGCACUGUGCUACUGCAUCUCCUUCGUGCCACAGUGGCGCAGCGGCAGCGCCUGCAUGAAGCCACCGUGGGCACCCCCAAUGGCUUCUGCGACGACCUGCCUCUGGGUGGCGUGUUGACCUUCUUUUUCCACCACGACACCGACUUUCCUGAGAUUCUGGAAUUCACCCAUGAGACCAAUAAGCAGUAUGGGCUGUGCAUGGAGAUUCUGACGGGGGACUUUAAGCAGGGCCUGGAGCAGCUGCUGCAGCAGACGCACAUCCAGGGCAUCAUCCUGGGCACGCGCAGGGGCGACCCUAACGCCGCAGACCAGGAGACCUUCUGUCCAAGCAGUGUUGGCUGGCCACCCUUCAUGCGCAUCAAUCCCAUUCUGGACUGGAGCUAUCAUGACGUGUGGGGCUUCCUCAACCUGGCGCACGUUCCAUACUGCUGCCUGUACGACCAGGGCUACACCUCGCUGGGAGCAGUCUCCAACACUGUGCCCAACAGUGCGUUGCGGCUAGAAGAUGGCAGCUACGCACCAGCGCACAUGCUGCCAGAUGCGCGGCUAGAGCGUGCAGGGCGACAGUCAAAGGUGCAGCGGCAGGUCAGCGAAGCAGGGAGUGCAAACCGCACAGCAGCGCUGCUGAUCAUUGGGGAUGAAAUCCUCUCAGCAAAAGUGGAGGACGCAAACACCCCCUUUCUUUGCCGCGAACUACGAGCCAUCGGGUGGACGGUUAAUAAAGUGGUGGUUGUGCGGGACGAUGUGCUAGCCAUUUGCCAGGAGGUGCGAAGACUGUCGGCAGCCCACGACAUCGUCAUCACCGCUGGAGGCUUGGGGCCCACACUGGAUGAUGUGACCAUGGCGGCACUGGCAGAAGCGGUGGACCAGCGGCUGGCGCUGCACCCUCAGCUGGAGUCGCGGAUUCGCAAGAAAUUUGGCGACAAUACGACAAGCGCGCACCUGAAAAUGGCAGAGGCACCUACUGGUAAGGAGUAG
Molecule: messenger RNA, 1119 nt
Organism: Chlorella variabilis
Lineage: Eukaryota; Viridiplantae; Chlorophyta; Trebouxiophyceae; Chlorellales; Chlorellaceae
Exons: 8
Coding region: 1-1119 (372 amino acids)
Biological process (GO): FAD biosynthetic process
Molecular function (GO): FMN adenylyltransferase activity
Source: RefSeq, a predicted model, not a curated record